Messenger RNA from Rhododendron vialii, 1122 nucleotides. Its product is annotated as RING-H2 finger protein ATL79-like. The coding region runs from base 245 to 982 and encodes 245 amino acids. The transcript is spliced from 5 exons. NCBI's taxonomy places the organism in Eukaryota, Viridiplantae, Streptophyta, Magnoliopsida, Ericales, Ericaceae. The record is from RefSeq and is a predicted model, not a curated record.
GCCAACCCCAACGUUCUUUCCUAGAUUUAGGACACCCCUGCCUUCUCUUUGAUCUGAAACUAGAUAAUUAAGCCCUCAAGAAAGCCAGAAAUUCCAUUGAUCAAGACCCAUUAUUACUUUCCUCGGCUGUUGGACCAUUUCACUUUCCAGACCCAGAGUACCAAAAUCCUCUGGCACCAAGGUGGUUCCAUCCCAUGCUCUGCUUGUCUUCAUUGAGCAGAGCCUGAAGAAUUCAUAGGAGAAAAUGGUGGAAAAAAUGAGCAAGUUCUUCUCUGGGCGGCUUUGGCGCAUCUCAUUACUUCUUCUCUGGGGGAUGUUGGCUUCUGUUCAGGGAUCAAGAUACAGAACCAGUUUGUGGCAGACAUUACAUGCUUCAGGAGAGGCGUCUAAAUCAUCUCCUCUUCAGUUUGGGUCCACAACUCCAGGUUUCAUGAAUGGAAUCCAGAUGCCAGCUGCCCAGGCUAACACAGCUCCACCAAAUUUGGAUGAGCAGCACAACACGGUUGUAAAGAACGAGUGGCAUCAAGAUACCCAAUUUCGCAAGCCAAGGAAUUCUCUCAUUGCUGAAACAGUAGCUCCGAUUGUUGGCAUUUUGGUACUUUUAGGAUGUUGUUAUUGUUGUUGGAGGAUGUGCGCAAAUAAUAAUCCUGAAGAAGCAGCUGACCCUGAGCCAGAAGUUGAGAUAGUCGGGGCAGGGCCUACCGUAGAAGUGGGACUCGAUUCAAACGUGAUUGAUAUUUUCCCACUACUUCCUUUUAUGAUCGAUGGACCAGUUGGUUUCGGGGAAUCUGAGUGCCAGAUAUGCUUGGAGCAAUUUGUGCACGGGGAGAAUGUAAGAGUUCUCCCCACAUGUAGGCAUAUAUUUCAUGAUCAUUGCAUCAAAACGUGGUUGGCCAGCCGAACAGAAUGCGCUGUUUGUCGCCACGAGUAUUUAGGUUGGGAAGCCGAAAUGGUGCCACCGGAUGCUCUUGGACAACCCUAGAUGGUUUGAGCCAUUUUUUCAAAUCCUAGUUCUUUUUCUUUUUUUCUACUUGGAUAAAUUGUUGUGAAUUGGCAAUUAAUUAUGUACAUGCAUCAUUUCUGAACUCAAGUUUGGCUAAAGAAAUGAUAUAGACUUUUCAA